Messenger RNA from Polistes canadensis, 1562 nucleotides. Its product is annotated as solute carrier family 35 member G1-like. Lineage: Eukaryota; Metazoa; Arthropoda; Insecta; Hymenoptera; Vespidae. Gene Ontology annotation, cellular component: membrane. The record is from RefSeq and is a predicted model, not a curated record. The transcript has 3 exons. The coding region runs from base 139 to 1149 and encodes 336 amino acids.
AUUAAUCCUCUUUUAAUCUUUACGACGCAUUAAGCUAUAUGGUAAUUGUCUGCAAAAGGUGUACCGUAGACAAUAGUCUGUUAUAUGUAUUACUUUCAAGAAAAUUGUGUAUAGUGCAGGUUUACAAUCAUUUUAGUUAUGAAGUUCAGCAUUAAAUCUACAACUUCUUACAAUAGUAUCCACCCUACUUAUCACUAUAAUGAACAAUUUGCUAACAACAUUGAAACGUACCAGGAAGGUACAAAAUGGUUUGGUAUACUUUUAGCAUUCCUAUCUGGUACAUUUUUUACAAUCAGUUCUGCUUUAGUAAAAGCAAUCCGUAAUGUUGAUCCGAUGAUAUUGCUAAUUAUUAGAGCAGUUCUGCAAAUAUUAGUAAUGGUUAUUAUUGCGAUUAAAACAACUAAAAAUAUACUAGGACCUAAAAAUCAACAGAUGCUUAUACACCUUCAGGGUUUUGUAGGUGGAAUGACUUUAUCAUUAUUAUACUACAGCUUUAGAAAAUUACCUUUGGGUGAUGCUACAACAAUUAUAUUUAGUUCUCCAAUUAUUGUUAUUGUACUUUCCUUUGUAUUCCUAAAAGAACCAUGUGGUUUGUUGCGCAUAAUAGUUGCCUGUGUGCUCUUUACGGGUGUUAUACUUGUAGCCAGGCCACCAUUAUUAUUUCAGAUACAUAAAGCAGAAUCAUACGAUGUUAUAGGGUAUGUAUAUGCACUGACAGCAACUCUAUUUACAGCCUUAAAUAUUGUGAUAAUGAGAAAAUGUCAGGAAAUACACUAUUCCAUAAUUGUUCUAAAUUUAUCUACAUGGUCACUCAUGGCAGCAACAUUUUUCUUCUUCAUUAUUCCUGGAAAUAAUGAACACAAGUUGAUUUUACCAAAUGACUGGUUUACAUGGGGCAAAAUACUUUCUUUAUCAAUAACUGGACUUUGUGGGCAAGCUCUUGUAACGAAAGCUUUAAAAAUUGAAGGAGCAGGAAAAGUAUCGAUUACUAGAUCAUUAGAUAUUAUUCUAGCAUAUAUUGUACAAAUAUAUGUUUUUGAAGAAGAACCAUCAUCAACAAGUGUCAUCGGAGCAAUAUUAAUUAUCUUUUCUGUCUUAUGUAUGGGAUUUGAAAAAGAAAUUUAUGGUAUUUGCGACUUUAUUCCCUAAAUAAACAUACAGUUUAUUAAAUUUUUAUCUGCUCUUAACUUAAAUACAAUUAAUAUCAUAGAUAUAUUUAUGCAUUGCAAAAUCAUAUCAGUUACACUGAUAAUUCUGUUUCCACUUCUUUCCGCAUUGUAACAUUUGACUAUAUUUAUUUGAAUGAAUGAAUAUCUACAUGCAUUAUGCUUACUGAUGCUUCAAAUUAAAAAUUUUGUAUUUAAUCAAAUUUCGGUUCAUAAGAAACAAUUAAAAUACCUAAAAAUGUUCAUAAAUUAUAAGCUAUUGCACAAAAUAAGAAUAUAUUCAAUUUUUGCAAACAUGUUAUCUUUACCACAGCAGUGGAGUGUACAUAUACAUACGUUUUUUUUGUAUAUAUAUAUAUAUAUAUAUAUGUAUAUAUAUAUAUACAUAUUUUAUAC